Molecule: messenger RNA, 1174 nt
Organism: Coffea arabica (coffee)
Lineage: Eukaryota; Viridiplantae; Streptophyta; Magnoliopsida; Gentianales; Rubiaceae
Source: RefSeq, a predicted model, not a curated record
AUGGACUUUGAUGAGGCCCAGCAGCGAUUCAAAUCCCUCAACCGAUAUCGAUCUGGUUAUUUUGGUGCUGCCGUCAAGCUCCAACCUGGUUAUACAGCUGGAGUCAUUACAUCUUUCUACCUUUCAAACAAUGAGGACUACCCCGGGUACCAUGAUGAGAUUGACAUCGAGUUUCUCCGGACAACUACUGAUAAGCCAUACACAUUGCAAACAAACGUCUACAUGAGAGGAAGUGGAGAUGGAAACAUUGUAGGCAGGGAGAUGAAGUUUCACCUUUGGUUCGACCCCACGAAAGAUUUCCACGACUAUGCUAUACUCUGGAGCCCUAACGAAAUCAUAUUUUUUGUCGACGACGUGCCAAUAAGAAUACCAAGAAAAAGUGAUGCCACAUUUCCUCUAAGACCUAUGUGGGUGUACGGCUCGAUUUGGGAUGCAUCAUCAUGCGCCACGAGGAAGCGAAAAUACAAAGCUGAUUAUCAGUACCAGCCCUUUGUUGCGGAGGUACAACAAUUUCAAUUAGGUGGCUGCACCACCAAUGCGCCUGCCACUUGCCCCCCUAUAUCUGCUUCUCCGGCGGGUCCUAGUGGGCAGCAGCAGCAAUAUGCAGCCAUGCGGAUCCAGAGGAACUACAAGGUUUAUGAUUAUUGCGCCGAUCCUAGCAGAGACCACACCCAUACACCUGAGUGCUAGGUCUUAUUGGGGGGAAAAAAUUUUAAAUUAAUAAAAGAAUAUAUCAAGGUCGAGCCUCAGCGAUUUAGAAGGCCCAAAUCCCCGUUUUCUUAAAUUUCACUCUUUCCUUAUUUAAAAAUUUAAAAAAAAAUAUGAAGUUGUUUUAAUUGUCUGGAGUGUUUUGAGAUGGGUCCACUUGCCAAGAAUAGAUGCAAGAGUAGUUGAAGCGUCCAGGCCUCCAAGAUUGGGAAGCGGAAUCCAUUUUGUUUUGUUUGUUGCAAUAAAUAUUUAAUGUAAUGCUCAUGUUAUUGUAUUUGGAAUAUGGCUGCAGUAGUAGAUAGAGAACGUAAGAAGUCAUGACACCAAAAAAAAAAAAAGGAAGAUCAAAGAUGUAUGUGUCGUGAAUUGGGAGUGUCUUCAUGAGGUUUAAUUGUAGAUGAGCUCAAAUGUAUGAUUAUCUUUUCUUGGUUAUAAUAAAGAAAAUUUGCGAAUUCAUUUAUGGAAA